This is a messenger RNA of Gongylonema pulchrum, 303 nucleotides long. The record is from the annotation of a GenBank genome assembly. Lineage: Eukaryota; Metazoa; Nematoda; Chromadorea; Rhabditida; Gongylonematidae.
AUGACUAUGAGAAUAAGAAUUAUAGCCGAUUCUAUCAAGAAUAAAAGGGUGCUGCUUCUCACUUAUGAAGUAUCUGCUCAAGAAACGAUAAACUUCAAUAUUGGCUCAUUUGACGAUAAUAUUGCUGGUGCUAAUUCACUCAAUGGAAACGCUAAUUCGGUGAGUCAAAAUGGAGGAUUUUAUGGUGGAGGAGGUAUGGGUGGUGGAUACUAUCCCGGCGGAUUUGGUGGUUCGCUCGCUGGUACAGCACAAGUACUAGCUUAUGAUGUUGGUCAAGAUUUAAGAAUGCUUAUGGGUGGCUAA